Amborella trichopoda is the source of this 935-nucleotide messenger RNA. Its product is annotated as P-loop containing nucleoside triphosphate hydrolases superfamily protein. The record is from RefSeq and is a predicted model, not a curated record. Lineage: Eukaryota; Viridiplantae; Streptophyta; Magnoliopsida; Amborellales; Amborellaceae.
CAAUGGUUUCGAGUUUUUUUGUAUAAUCAUGAGAAAGAGAUUUCUCAACUUUUCAAUUCCCAAUUCGUUGAUCUUAUAUAAGGAACUGGUAUGGUAGAUGCCUCUCACACACACAUACACACAGGGAGAGAUGGAAAAGUCCCCGCUUUUGAUCGCGAUGAAGGGCCAUCCAGGCACCGGCAAGUCGACGUUAGCGUGCUCCAUAGCGGCAGCCCUCAGAUGCCCGUACCUCGACAAAGACGAUGUGCGCGACCAGACACGUCCCAUAGAGAAAGCCCUCGAAAUCUGUCAAUCUAACAACAACAAACACGAUGACCAAGACGCCUAUGCCACAGAUCUACUUAACGAUGUAUCGUACUCCGUGCUAUGGAGUAUAGCAGAGACCCAAUUGAAGAUGGGGCUUAGUGUGGUCAUUGAUUGCCCACUUGCACGUGCCAAACUCUUUGAAAGAGUGCUAGAAUUGGCCUCAAAAUAUGGGGCCCGGCUUCUAGUGAUAGAGUGCAGGCCAAAGGAUGAGAGAGAGUGGAGGAGGAGGUUGGAGGAGAGAGGAAGCGGAGGAGAGGGAUCAUGGCACAAGCCUUGCACGUGGGAAAGGUUAGAGAGAUUGAUUAAGGGGUAUGAUGGGUGUUGGGAGUAUGGCACGUGUGGGGUUCCUAAGCUUGUGGUUGAUACUACUGCAAAGGUGGAGAGGAGUGAGCUGAUCUUGGGGGUCUUAAACUGGAUAGCCUUGCCCAUCUCUCUUUCUUCUCCUUCUCCUUCUCAUUUCCCUUGGAAGGGGAUUUAAUUAAGGGGUGUGGUUUGUAUAGACAUGAGGCAUCAAACAAUCGAAGUAAGGCGCACCUUUAAAUAGUGUCAUAAUGUAUUUUUCGGUAUCGAAAAUUUUUGUAAGGGCUUGAAACUUUAUUUUCAUAUAUAAUUAUAAAAUUUCAAGUUUA